Octopus bimaculoides (California two-spot octopus) is the source of this 513-nucleotide messenger RNA. RefSeq names its product BTB/POZ domain-containing protein KCTD5-like. The record is from RefSeq and is a predicted model, not a curated record. Lineage: Eukaryota; Metazoa; Mollusca; Cephalopoda; Octopoda; Octopodidae.
AAUAAUAAUAAAGUGAAGUAAUUAAAGUGAGCCAAGGGAGAGCAGCCAGGAAGAUGGCGACGAACGAAUCAGUUGCGAAAGACUGCUCCAGUAAUACAAGCAAACAACAACCCGCUCGAUGUCGCAAGAACGAGUGGGUGAAAUUAAAUGUUGGUGGAACAAUAUUUAUGACCACUCGAACGACAUUAUGUCGCGAUCAGAAGUCAUUCUUGUACCGGUUAAUACAGGACGAGCCGGAUUUGAACUCGGAUAAGGAUGAUAUUGGAGCAUUCCUAAUUGAUCGAGACCCAACUUACUUUGGUCCAAUUUUAAAUUACUUACGACAUGGCAAAUUAGUUAUAAAUAAAGAUUUAGCAGAAGAAGGUGUCUUGGAAGAAGCGGAAUUCUAUAACAUCACUCCAUUAAUAAAACUUGUUAAGGAAAAAAUCACAGAGAGGAAUGCCAAACAAGACCAGGUGAGAUGUUUUCUGUAUUUCAAAUAACAAUACUGGAAUCAUUCAGUGGAUGUGUGUU